Messenger RNA from Striga asiatica, 441 nucleotides. NCBI's taxonomy places the organism in Eukaryota, Viridiplantae, Streptophyta, Magnoliopsida, Lamiales, Orobanchaceae. The record is from the annotation of a GenBank genome assembly.
AUGGCAGGACUUUUGAGACAAGAUGGCAGCAGGAUACAGCAAUUAAGAGUGAAAGACAGAGACCUCAUUAAUACAUCAAAAGACAAAAGGGCAUACCUGAGCAUCAAGAGACAUACAUGUAAGCUCCAAUGCAAGCUCCAAUGCCCUGAACUCGAAAGACGCUUGCAUAGUUCGGAUUUGUACUGUUGCACGGACCCGUCCAGUGAAUUCUUCAACAUAACCUCGUCGGCCGUGAUUAUACACCUAAUCUGCUCGAGACUCACAACAAUUGCCUUCUCACGGCCUAAUAUUGUCGAGGGAUUUAUAAACAAAGGGUCCAGAAGCCUUAGGUCUCUUGAAGGCAAAGAGCAACGUCUCAUCACUGUAAAUUUAUCCAGCUCCACAAUUUUCGAAUUCCCAUUAGGGUCGAUCAGAAUCCAUGAUCGGCUUCCGAGAUUAUGA